UCUGGUUGGGGGCGCUCCCGUCCUUCUCCCUGCCCCACCCCCGCCGAUGGGCCGGCCCGGCUCUCCCUGCCGAGAAAUGGGCCGGCCCGGCGGCGCGCGGGCAGCGGCGGCGGCGGCUCAAGAUGGCGGAGCUGCAGCUGGACCCGGCUAUGGCGGGGCUGGGAGGGAGUGGCGGGAGCGGGCUGGGCGAUGCGGGAGGCGCGGGCCGCGGACCCCCCAGUCCUCGCCCCGCCGGCCCCACGCCCCGCGGGCACGGCCGUCCGCCCGCAGCAGCCGCGCAGCCGCUGGAGCCCGGUCCCGGACCGCCCGAGCGGGCAGGGGGCGGCGGCGCGGCCCGCUGGGUCCGGCUGAAUGUGGGCGGCACCUACUUCGUGACCACCAGACAGACCCUGGGCCGGGAGCCCAAGUCUUUCCUCUGCCGCCUCUGCUGCCAGGAGGAUCCGGAGCUGGACUCGGACAAGGAUGAAACAGGAGCCUAUCUGAUUGACAGAGAUCCCACCUACUUUGGUCCUAUCCUAAACUACCUCCGACACGGGAAACUCAUCAUCAAUAAGGAGUUGGCAGAAGAAGGUGUCCUGGAAGAAGCAGAAUUUUACAACAUCGCAUCUCUUGUGCGGCUGGUUAAGGAAAGGAUACGGGACAAUGAGAACAGAACUUCACAAGGUCCCGUGAAGCACGUAUACAGAGUCCUGCAGUGUCAAGAAGAAGAGCUUACACAGAUGGUCUCCACUAUGUCUGAUGGUUGGAAAUUCGAACAGCUAAUCAGCAUUGGAUCUUCCUAUAACUAUGGAAAUGAGGAUCAGGCAGAAUUCCUCUGUGUUGUCUCCAGAGAACUAAAUAAUUCUACCAAUGGCAUCGUCAUAGAGCCUAGUGAGAAGGCAAAGAUUCUUCAGGAGAGAGGAUCUCGGAUGUAAACUAAGAAUUGGAAACUCCCGAAUCCUAAACGUCCAGAGAGCAAUCUGGCAGAGCACCUCUCUGAAGUUCAGUCUUGCUCCUGUACAGUAACCGAGCUACUGCAAAGCCAAGCCGAGCCUGGUCCCCGUGGAGAAGUGUCCUGGUCAAAACCAAAGGCCCCACCCCACCCCCAUCCUCAGGAAUCCGAAGACAGAUGUGAAUUCUGGCUGCAGAGUACCUUUUCAGAAACCUGCUUUUGUUUUCUUAGCCAGCAUUAUAACAAAUCUUUUCAUAGCAGCUGGGCCGGAUUCCCAGUUGGAGCCUUUAUGGGGAUCUGGGGGAAGGGGAAGAGGAAGGCCCAGCUCCUUAAAAAUGGCUCAUACUUCAAGGAAGCUGGAGCAAAUGAAAGAGGAUUUAUCCCUGAGCUGUGCCAUGUUUUCACCCCCAGGUGUGCCAAGUCGGACAUUUGCAGCUGCUUUGUAACACUCUCUUUCCCCUCCUCUGUGGCUCCCUAAAAAUAAUGCAGCAGAUGCAAAGAUUCUAGCUUCAGUUUGUCUAAUUGAAUUGAGGUUUUGGAUCAAGGAUAGAGUUGCCCGGAGUACCCCAUAUUCCUCUGAACAGAAGCCUCUUUGAGGUGGGGGGGAUGGGGUGUUCUCUGUCUCUAGGUCUUCGUUGUGGUUGGAGGUUGGCGGUUGCUGCUCUUGAACUGGGGCACUCAGCCCCUACCAUGUUCAGCUUUGCCUCCUUUGUCUCCGCAGCCUGACCCUCCACAGAGCUUGCUUUCUCUCCAAGAAGACGUCCCAGGCAGGCUCCAUCCUGCUCUGAGUCAGAUGCACGGGAGUUUUAGUUAGUUGGCGUAACUGCUUCUGCAGCCUUUCCUCGUCUCCCAUUUACCCAGUCUUUCUUCCCUCUCCUUUUAAUCUGGAACAAGGAAAAGGGGACUUUUUAGAGCCUCUGAUGGCUGGUGGUGGGGAAGGCUGUUUCUUGGAAAGUUGCCAAAUGUGUUAUGUUGUAUCCAAAAGUAUUAUUUCUGUGAUUGUCUCUUGGAAAUGCCUUGACUGAGUGUGCGAUAUUUUGUUCCUCUUCUUGGUUUUCUAACCUUGGCAAACCUGAUCCACAGUGAUAUCAACAACUUUGUAUCGUCCCCAGUAGUGCGUGUGCAUUUGCUAGGCAGUCCAAGGGCUCGCUGCACCUCCAGCCCCACUCCUUCAUUAUCUUACGACUUUCUGUGGAGUGCCACGUUGUCGAGGAUUGAGUGCUUGUUUGACCAAAGCUGAACGAUUACUUUGGUGCGGCUGAAACGGGAAACGCUUCUUUGUGCUGUGACCACAGAGCUUGGAUCUGGACUUUCUUUUUGAGCUUUUGAGUUUCGAUGAGCAGCCAGGAAAUGCAAAAGGGCCAGAAAUCCUUGUUGUCUGGACAAUUCUCAAUAGUGUGGCACAUUGGACAGAGGUGUAGACGGUGCCUCUGGCGGAUGCUCCAUCUGUAAGAGGCCACGACUUCAGGCCGGCCACUUGUGGUAGCUGCAGGGCUGAGGUUCUCUGCGCUGCACAGCUCCACCACUUCCUAGGAGGCUCUAGGGUGGUAAUGUUUACAGAUGGCUGUGGACUGCGCCAAGUGUCUUUUGAGCUUGUAUCCUGGCCAUGCCUAAAUGGCUUGACUCUUCCCCAACAUUCUCGCUUUUUUCCUUAUUUUCUAUAUCUAGAUAGUAGGAUAGAAAUGGGAGUACCUAAGGUACAGGGUGUCAGCUGACACUGUAUGUCCACACACCCAUGUGAGAAUACAUGCCAAUGCCUCCAGAGUCUGGCCCGGGGCCCAGUUUUGUCACAGCCGUAAAUGAUCGAUGAGCUUUUACCCUUAGUAACAGCAAAAAGGUUACAGGCAUCCAUCCUGUCAUAUCUUUCAGGGAAAAAAAAAAAGAUUGGGAUAUAGUCAAGGAAAAGUAAAGAAAAUGGGAAGAACUUCGGUGACCAGAGAGGACAGGACUUCGGAAGAGGUGCUCUUUGGCCAAUUGGGCUAAUAGGGAACACACGACUGCCCAAAGAAAGAGCAGCUUCAUUUGGGGCCUGUGGCCGUCACCCUAGUUGCUUUAGGCCCCUUGUCCUUCUGCCUAGACUCAGCCUGGGCCAGGGCCCAGGGCUGGGACAGACACCUCUGGACCCAACCCCGGCCUUUUUACCAAAUUCGGCAGGAAGGAGAGAGGGGGGCUGGAGGACUGACAUCGGGCAAGUGCCUCAUGAACACAUCUGUCUUUUCAUUUAUCUUUUCAGAAUUCCACAGUUGAUCCUGUAAAAAGACUGCUGUUGUGCCCCAAACUAAGUGCUCUGUGAAUCAAUUAAAUGUUAUUUCUACUCUCUUAGAGGGCUGGUUUCACCAAAUUUCUCUCCUCACUGCAACCCAAUGACAAUUUAAAUUGUUCCAAUGUUCCAGGAAUCUGAGACUGACUCAUUUCUUGAGGUUUCUGGGAAAGCAUUUUACCCAAGCUUACAAGCCUUCUCCCCAGCAAAGUCUGGCUGAUAACCUCAGAGAGAGUUCUUCCCAUCAGUUUGGAGGUGUCACAUGGCCAGUGGCCCAGUCUCUCCAGCUGCCCAGUACUGCCAAGUGGGGAGCAGCUUCCUGCCUUUUUCUCUGCCCUGGGUCCAAGGCCCAGGAGCAGCCUGGCAUCUCCAGAGGGACGACAAGUAGCUCCGCUUCUCUUUUCCUCAGAGCCCAGUCUUUUUCCUUGGUAGUGAGGUGGGGCCCAGCUUCCUCUAAAGUGACUUCGUUCCUGCACAGUUUUAACUGACCUCAGGGGUGUCAGUGAGGUAUGGAGAGGAAGGGCUAGAGAUGCCAGGGGAGGGGGCCAAGAGGACACACAUGCUCUCCAGCAUGGCCCUCGACCCAGAGGCCCGGGGCCAAGCCUCUCACUUGUUGGUGCCCUUUGCUGUCGUCUCCAUGUUUGAAUAAAGUCUGAAAUGCUGUAACUUUCUUUUUUGUCAAUAAAGACAAUGAAACAAA
This is a messenger RNA of Choloepus didactylus (southern two-toed sloth), 3891 nucleotides long. It is a transcript of the gene KCTD2, whose product is annotated as potassium channel tetramerization domain containing 2. The transcript has 6 exons. Lineage: Eukaryota; Metazoa; Chordata; Mammalia; Pilosa; Megalonychidae. The coding region runs from base 123 to 914 and encodes 263 amino acids. Gene Ontology annotation, molecular function: cullin family protein binding. Gene Ontology annotation, cellular component: Cul3-RING ubiquitin ligase complex; cytoplasm. The record is from RefSeq and is a predicted model, not a curated record. Gene Ontology annotation, biological process: proteasome-mediated ubiquitin-dependent protein catabolic process; protein homooligomerization.